This is a messenger RNA of Periophthalmus magnuspinnatus, 4191 nucleotides long. It is a transcript of the gene cd109, whose product is annotated as CD109 molecule. Bases 1 to 4191 code for a protein of 1396 amino acids. The record is from RefSeq and is a predicted model, not a curated record. Gene Ontology annotation, molecular function: endopeptidase inhibitor activity. Gene Ontology annotation, cellular component: extracellular region. The transcript has 30 exons. Lineage: Eukaryota; Metazoa; Chordata; Actinopteri; Gobiiformes; Gobiidae.
AUGACUGGACGGUUCCAGGUGAAGCAUCUAAGGGGCGUGGUUUCAAGUGUAAUGGGUGGAUUUUGUGCUCUUGUGGGCGUGGCCUAUCCUCUGGUGGGUGGGGUUCAUGCUCAGUUCAAAGCCGAGAUCAUCCAAGACCGUGACCAAGACCAAGGUCACGUCUUCACUUCGGUCUCCUCUGUGAUCCAAGGUGAACAUGAAGAACUACUCCACCUGCCCCCCUUCGACUCUGCAUCUAUCCAUGAGGACUCUGAGCUGUGGCUUCUGGUCCGAGGCAGAGACCCAGACUCAGACCAAGACCUGGUCUUAAACCAGACCAGACUCAGAUUCAAACCCGGGACCCAGACCACCCUGAUCCAGACCGAUCAGCCCCGAUACAAACCUGGAGACCGGGUCAGAAUCCGGGUCCUGUCCUUCCAACGGACAGAUGGAAGGGGAAUCAACAGCACCAAGGAUGUAUACAUCAAGGACCCUGGGGGAAACCUGCUCAGACAGUGGUUGUCCAUGGACAGUUUUUAUGGAGUCUCGUCGCUUGAGUUUCAACUUUCUCCAAGUCCUCCUCUGGGAGAAUGGACCAUCUCAGCCAUCGUACAGGGGGUGUCCACAGAGAAGCACUUCCAUGUGGACCUUUACACUCUGCCAAAGUUUCAAGUGGAGAUCCACGCUCCCAAAACAAUCCACCUCAAAGACACGCUCAUGGGAACUGUCACCGCCAAACAUUUUCACGGGAAAUACGUCCAAGGAACUUUGAGGCUCACUUUCAUCCACCACUCACACCGCCGCCAGGAAACCUUCCACCAGACGAGCUGGUUUGAUGGAAAACAUCAUUUUCAUUUUAAUAUUCCACAAAUGAACUUUUCAAAUGUGAGGAUGAGUUUCUAUGACGACUACGAGGAAGAAUACUUGGAGAUACAUGCAGAAGUCACUGAGUCCAUGACAGGCCUUCAGUAUAAUUCCUCGGCGACUGUGGAUUUGGCAGAACAUUUGUAUAAACUUUCCUUUGUGGGACAUCGGCACCUGCUCCGGCCUGGAUCCACCUUCCACGUCCUGUUGAAGGUGCAGAGAUUUGAUGGAGCUCCUCCUCAUGAGUCCUACCUGCCCAAAGUCCAGGUCUCAGUCCUGCAACAGAAAACCACCCCUUGGACUUGGGUCUGGACACCAAUGCAGGGACUGGACCUAAACCAUGGACCGGACCAAGACCGUGGACCGGACCAGGACAGUGGGCCGGACCAAAACCACGGACCGGACCAAGACCAUGGACUGGACCAGGACGAGGACAAGGAGGAGAUGGAGCUGAGCGUUCCAGAAGAUGGAAUCAUACCUCUCUCCAUAAAACUCAGAGAAGACACACAAACGCUCACUUUAGACGCUUCGUUCGAUGACAGUUCUACCACACUGAUGGUUCACAGUUCUCACGCGUCUCCAUCCGGAUCCUACCUGCAGAUCCAACCCCCAACCUCACCUGCACAGGCUGGUUCUCGUGUGACUCUGAGAAUCUGGAGUAGCUUUGACCUCCACACAUACCGCUACCUGAUAUUGUCUCAGGGCCGUGUGGUCUUGGGAGGUUCUUUUUCUGGAGACCUGAUCCUGGACUUGGACCCGGACUGGUCUCCGCCGGUCUUUGUUCUGGUCUUUGUGGUUCUUCCUCACGGAGAGAUCGUCAUGGACCGAAUCCAACUGCACAUCAAGCACCACCUCAAGAACCAUGUGUCACUGAAAUGGAGCAAUAACACAUUGAAGCCUCACGAGGUUGCUACUCUCAGGGCGUCGGUGUUAGAGCCACACUCAUUGGUGGGAAUCCUGGUGGUCGACAUGGCAACGAUGAGAGACUCCGCCCACAACGACAUCACAAAACAUCAGGUUCUGCAGGAGAUGGGGAAACUGGACCCUCUUCAGAAGGACCCUCAUGAGGACGAGAUGAUGAUGCAGAUGGGAGACCCCCACUCUCUGUUCACGGAGUUGGGUCUUGUGGUUUUGACCAAUGCCUUGUACGGAGAGGUCCAUAACCCUUUGAUGCCAUUUUUACCAGGGGCGCUCCCAGAGAUAGUGGCGUUUGACUCACCUGGACCAGGCCAAACCGGACUAGGACAAAACCAGGUCUACACCAGGACCCACUUCCCUGAGACCUGGAUCUGGACAGACCUCUUCACUGGAAACCAGACCACAGCAGAUGUGUCGGCUCUGACCCCAGACAGCAUCACGUCCUGGGUCGCCACGGCCUUCGUCAUGUCCCCGAUUCUGGGGAUCGGCAUUGUGGAUCUCCCUGUCAAGUUGACGGUGUUCCAGGACUUCUUCUUGUCUCUGAAUCUUCCUCCGUUCAUCGUCAGAGGAGAGGAGCUUCUACUGGAGAUCCACGUGUACAACUACAAGUACCAAAACCUCACGGUGGAGGUAGAAGUGGAGAGCCCCGGAAAUCUGGAAUUCCUGAAUGGCUUUGUGCACUCGGAGGUUCAGACUGUGAUGGUGAAACACAAUGGAGCCGCCUCUGUCCGGAUCCCAGUCCGAGUGCACUCUGUCGGGGACGUGCUGCUGUCUGUGAGGGCCCAAGCUCCAGGGGCCUCUGACCACAUUCAGAGGACCCUUCACGUCAAGGCUGAAGGUGUCCCUCAGAGCUUCACAGUCUCCAGACUCUUGGUUCUUACGAAGCUCCAGCCCAAAGUCGAGGAGCAGAUUCACUUCACCAUCCCAGAGCACGCCGUCCCGGGCAGCUGCCAAGUCUGGGUCAGCACCGUAGGUGACGUUCUGGGCGUGGCCAUGGAGGGCCUGGACUCUCUGAUCCAGAUGCCCUCAGGCUGUGGGGAGCAGAACAUGAUUCAUCUGGCUCCUAUGGUCUACCUGCUCCAGUACCUCCGGGCCAGCGGAGAGACGCAGGGGGCUGACGUGGAGAGGGCCCUACAGCUCAUGAGAAUGAGUGGGUGCAGCAGUAGUUUUGCCUCAGUGAAGGCCGAAGGUCGAGGACUUCUGCUCUUCCAGGUGAACGUGGUGUAUAAUGAGCUCUUUGAUUGGCCAAUGAGGAGGAAGCGUUUCUCAGAUCCAGAUGAAGAAUUCUACCUGCAGGUGACCACCUCGGAGCUCCGCCCCCUCCACCUGUACCUGACUGUGUGCUUCAGGUUGGCGUCCUCCUCGGCUCUCCUCUCCACAGGCAUGGCUCUCCUGGACGUGCAGCUACUCACUGGAUUCUUUCUCAAACCUCAGACCACCUUUGAUCUACACCUAGUGAAGAAAGUCGAGACCAACAGCACCAGCGGCCACCUCUACUUCUACCUCGACUCUGUGACUCUGGAGCUGCAGUGCGUGAGGAUUCCUCUUAUUCAGGAGUUUCCAGUCGGCCGAGUCAAAGAAGGAUCAGUCCAACUGUACGACUACUACCAACCAAGUCGCAGGGCAGUGAGAUCUUAUUCCUCUGACCUCUUGAGAUCCUCGUCUUGUAGUUUCUGUGGCUCCAACUCCUCCAUCCAAGCGUCCACCCAGAUGCCCUACCACCCAACCCCUACGCCCUACUACUACUACUAUUACAACUACUACCACAACCACACAACCCCAACCCCUUCACACUACUACUACGAAGUACUGGACUACUAUGAAGACUACUACGAAGACUACCACCCCUACCUCCAUGAGAACGGCAUCCCUCACUCGCACAGUCACUACCACUACUACUACGAUUACUACCAUCACCAUCACCAUGACUACCAUCACUAUGACUACUACCACGACCAUGACUACUACAACGAUGACCAUGAAGACAUGUUCAGCAGCGCCGCAUCCAUCAGCUCCCUCAGCUCCCUCAGCUUCCCUCUGCUUCUGCUGGCUCUGCUCGCACCCGGGAAAUAUGGUGCGGCCUGGGCCCCACCCUGGAGUCUGGUGUGGACCUGUGGACUUACCACCUGCAGAGAGGUUCAUAGGGGCAAAGGGGACUGGGCGGCAGUCAGGGACGGGUGUCUCAACAACCCAGCCCACAGACACAGCAUCUGGAUGUGGCGGCAUGGAAUGUCACCUCGCUGGUUGGGAAAGGAGCCUGAGCUCAUGCAGAAGGUUGAGAGGGUCUUCAACUCACACCGGAAGAGCUUUUCCCAGAUCCUGGGGGACAUUGAGUCCGAGUGGACCAUGUUCUCCGCCUCCAUUGUCGAUCUGGCUGGUCGCAACUAUGGUCGCAAGGACUCUGGUGCCUGUCGCGGCGACAAUUCCUGA